GUUUUAACAUCUUUUUCAGUUGAGAAUCGAUUUUAGAGCCACUAUGGAUAAUUUUCAUGAUGGAAAGUGCUUUUCGACGAGGAUUUGAGAUGAAGCUUUAUUUUGUUUUUAUAAAGGCUUGGAUUUUUAGAAACUUCAUCAUUCGUUUUAGCCUUGGAUUUAUAGAAACUUCAUCAAUCGUUUUUUGUUUUUGUUUUUUUUUUUUUGGUAAAUCAGUAGGGUAACUUUCCCUCGUUUGAAAGCUGUGCAAUGUACCCCAACUCUGCAACUUUUACGGAAAGUUUAACCGGCAAGAACUCAUGGGGGCUACAAAUGCGAAAGGUCAUCAACGCUGGUUCGCUGAGAAGAAAAAAAACUCACCGCCCCUCAGAAAAGCGAAAUCCCCAGCAACUCAACUAUCCAUCUCUCUAACCCUUUCUCACUCAAAACCCUAGCAACUCCACCAUCCAUCCAUUGCUACUCGCCCCAACGAAGCUCAACCCUCCAGCAACUCCUGUCCUCCUCGCCCCCAGGUCUAUUCCCCUCAUCGCUGCAAGCUAAGAGCUCAGAGAAAUCUAUUUUUCAAUUGUAGAGCCUUGAUCAACACCAACAACCAUGGUGGUUCACUUAAACGAGCAUCUCUCCUCCCUUGAUAUCCAACAAGAAGGAGAAGCUGAACUAGUUUCAUCAUCAUCAUCAUCAGAAGAAGAAGAAGAAGACGAAGAAGAGGAACAAGAGGAAGAAGAAGCGGAGAAUGUAACCCUAGGGUUUGUUGAGAAGCGGAAAAACCCUCGCACUCUGCAACGCCAGUUCUUUCCUAGCAAGGCUGGCGGUCAACCUGCAUGGUUGGAGCCUGACAACUUACCUACUGGAGAUAGUUGCAUAUGUGACAUAUGUGGAGGGCCUCUACAAUUCUUGCUUCAAGUUUAUGCUCCAAUAUCGGAGUAUGAAUACACCUUCCACAGAACACUGUUCGUUUUCAUGUGCCCUUCCAUGACCUGCCUCGUAAAGGACCAACUUGAGCAAAAAAAUGCCAAAUCAGGAAAAAUAGCUCGAAGUGUGAAAGUCUUUCGUUGCCAGCUUCCUCGUGCUAAUCCUUUCUAUUCACCUGAGGCCCCAAAGUGCACUGACUCGCCUUCUUCAAUUGGAGCAACAUUGUGUACAUGGUGUGGGACAUGGAAAGGAAAUAAAAUAUGUUCUGGUUGUAAGCAAGCAAACUACUGUUCUGAAAAACACCAGAUGAUCCACUGGCGUGGAGGCCAUAAUAAUGAUUGUAAUAAGACUGGUGCCAGUCCACAAUCUGUGGGGUGUUCCUCUAGGUGUAAAACAAGCAGCAAGGCUUCCCCAAUAGUGAGCAAUAAAGUUGCGAGUGCUUCUCAGUGGCCGGAGUAUGAAAUAAUAAAUGAAGAUGAAAGUGCCUUCUUUAUGGAAGAUAUGGAGGCCAAAGGAUUGGAAACUUCUCUAGUUUCUCAAAAUCAUAUGGAUGGCGCACUUCAGUCACUGGUAGAUAAAUUUGUGGGAUCUAACGAUAGAGAAAGUUGGGCAUCUUUUCAAUCACGCAUUGCCUUAGCUCCCGAGCAAGUGAUGAGGUAUUGUAGAGAAGUUGAUUCAAAACCUCUGUGGCCAUCAUUAAAUAGCAGGCCUAUGGAUGCAGAUAUCCCAACAUGCGAACAUUGUGGUAGCCGACGAGGUUUUGAGUUCCAGGUAUUGCCUCAACUGCUCUAUUAUUUUCAUGUUAAAAAUGAUGAUGACUCGAUCGAUUGGGCGACAAUCGUCAUUCACACUUGUGGAUCUUCGUGUGAUACUGGCCCCACCUACAAGGAGGAGUUUGCUUGGGUGCAGCUUUGUUCUACUCCUUGACUAUCUCCAGAAGCAUUUUCUUAGUUGGUUUCUCUUCCAUGCGAGGGUGGUUUUAAGCUUCUUUCCAGGAAACAGAAAAGCCUAGGGGUGUUUCUUCAUCAAUUUUUCUCUGCUCUUGCUUUUUGUGUUUGAGUUCAAUGAAAUUAUAUCACAGUGAAUGUACUGCACAAGGUCCCUUCCAAGGCAGCAACAAAAUGCCCUAAACAACGAGGGCCUUGUAGUUGCGCUAACAACUGAACUCGUGCAGCAAAAAUGGUUCGAUGUUGAGUUUACGUUGGUUGCGCUGAUGACCGAACUCCUUUUAUUGACUCAUUGCACUAACGGCAAAACUCAUUGGGGCUUUGCUCGUUGCUUCCUCAUCUACGCUCGUAAAGCCAAUAUUACUUUUUGGGAUGGGAGGUGAAACAACAGUGGAAGCGGACAUUUCGAAAUAACAACAUAAAUUAACGAGACUCGGUUAUCCUGGACCGCGCUCCAGAAAAAGUGGCCCGCUUGAUAACCAAUGUGAAGGGUACAAUUUUGUUAAAGAGUUACUCGCACUCUUGGAUGAGUUUUGUAUUAAAUAAUAUUCUUCCUUUAGUGAACACAGAUUAAUAUAGCAUUUGAUUUGUUAGGUGA
Amborella trichopoda is the source of this 2457-nucleotide messenger RNA. RefSeq names its product zinc finger (MYND type) family protein / programmed cell death 2 C-terminal domain-containing protein. NCBI's taxonomy places the organism in Eukaryota, Viridiplantae, Streptophyta, Magnoliopsida, Amborellales, Amborellaceae. Gene Ontology annotation, cellular component: cytoplasm. The record is from RefSeq and is a predicted model, not a curated record.